AUGAACGGAGGAUGCAUCAGCUGGAAAAGCCAGAAACAACGGACGGUCGCGCUAUCUUCAACAGAAGCAGAAUACAUGGCGCUUUCCGAAGCAACCAAAGAAGCAGUAUGGCUCAAGGUGCUUUUGGGGGAACUUGGUGAGAUGACAAGCGACGAAGCGAUCAAGAUGUAUGAAGACAACCAAGGAUCAAUCGCUCUCGCCAAGAACCCGGAGUUCCAUAAGAGAACAAAACACAUCGACAUACGCUACCAUUUUGUGCGUGAGAAGGUGGAAUCAGGUGAAGUCGUUUUGGAGUACUGCACGACUCAAGAUAUGCUGGCGGACAUGAUGACCAAGCCGAUCGCCGCUGUACAAUUUGCAAACAUUCGCGAUCGACUUUGGAUCCAAGGUGCCGCAUCUAACGAGCCGAGAGAGAGUGUUGAAAAGACGGCGGCUGUGAAGAAGACACCUCGUCAAGCUGCGUCAAGUGUUGAAGCAAGCCGAAGACCAAGCUUUAAUAUACCGGUGAGUACCGGUAUGUAUCGGUAA
Messenger RNA from Peronospora matthiolae, 528 nucleotides. The record is from the annotation of a GenBank genome assembly. Lineage: Eukaryota; Oomycota; Peronosporomycetes; Peronosporales; Peronosporaceae.